This is a messenger RNA of Peronospora matthiolae, 225 nucleotides long. The record is from the annotation of a GenBank genome assembly. Lineage: Eukaryota; Oomycota; Peronosporomycetes; Peronosporales; Peronosporaceae.
AUGGUCAAGUACGUGCUCACGGGUGUCGGGGGCAAUAUCGGAGGCCAUGCUGCUGACUACGCAGUCGAGACCAAGAACGCUGCGGAUACUUUGGUACUCACGAGCUCAGAUAUCUCGAAGCUCGACCCUGCACGCGUUGCAGCUUGGAAGGCAAAGGGUGCGAUCGUCGAACAAGCUGAUUACUUGGACGUGAAGAGCCUCGAGCGAGUGUUCACGGACGCGUAA